AUGAUACCCUCAAUUAUUAUCAAUGCAUUUUCUCUUUUGUUAGUUCAUAUAAUUCUUUAUGUAAUUAGAUAUUAUUAUCAUUAUUUCACUCGUCAAAAUCCUUUACCUGGUCCAUUCCCACUUCCAAUUCUUGGUAACAUUCAUCAAAAAAGAGGAUUGGAAUAUAAUGAUUGGUUGAUGUUAAUGCAUAAGAAAUAUGGAGAUAUUUUUGAAAUAAAUAUGGCAGGGAAACGUACAAUCGUAUUAUGUAGCAUUGAUUUGAUCGAAAAUAUGAAUAUAACUUCAGAAAAAACUAAAUAUCCUUUUAGAAAUAUUCAAUUUGAAGGAGCCAUUGAAUAUAAAUUACAAGGAUUAGCCAGUAAUAAUAAUCAAAAAUAUUGGAAAUACAAACGUCAACUUUAUACUCAAGCUUUGAUGAGUCCAAGUUUUAAUAAUCAAGUCUUUGAAUGGAUUAAUGAAUUAUGGAAUGAAAUGGAAACUUGUUGGAAUAGUCUCGAAGAAGAUUGCGAAUUGGAUCUUAUUAAAUGGAUGAAUAGGUUUACAAAUGAAAUAAUUUUUAGAAUUUCAACUGGUAAGAAAAAUGACGCUGUUAUUUUUCAUUAUAAAAAGAUUGCUCUUGAAUAUAACGCUUUUUAUGAAAAAGAAAGAGAAAAAAUUGAAGAAUCUGAAAAUUUUAUUCAAUCAAUUGACACUUUUGUGAAAGGAAUUAUUUAUUUUUACGAUUUUAAUAAGUUCAUGCGUCAUUAUGUUCCUUUUAUUCGUGAAAAAGUGAAAAGCUUAUUGAAAAAUAGAGAUUAUUUGUAUGAUAAAAUAUAUGAUAUUAUUAAAAAAAGGAGGAUUGAAAUUGAGAAUACACCUUUAGAUCAACCUCUUCGUCAUGAUUUGUUAACAUCUCACAUAACCGCAAAUGUGGCACAUGAUAUCAACUCGGUAAAACAUGUCGAUGCUGAUUUAUUAAGACCAAUGGCGGAUACAGAGAUUUUCGGAAGUAUGAUUGAUUUUAUAACUGCAGGGACCAGUAAUGUAGCAAAUAUGUUUUGCUUUAUCGUGUACUAUCUUGGACAUUAUCCUAUGGUGAAACAACGUUUUCGAAAAGAAUUAAAUACAGUUCUUAAAACAAAAUUCAUAACAUAUAAUGAUCUUGAUAAAUUGCAAUAUUGUGAUGCAAUUAUUAACGAAGUAUAUCGACAUUGUCCCGUAUUUUCUUCGAUUAAUCGUGUAAAUGUUGAAAAAGAUGUCAUCAGAGGAUUCGAUUGGCCAGAAGGAACUUCAUUUUCAAUAUUUUAUUAUGCAAUAAUGAGACGUAAAGAUUAUUGGACUGAUCCUGAAAAAUUCGAUCCUGAUAGAUUUUACAAAAUUGAAGAAAAAGGCAAAUAUUUACUUGAAAAGCAAUAUGUUAAAAAAUCUUUUACUAUGUUUGGAGGUGGAAUUAGAACCUGUCCUGCGAGAAAAUUAGCAAUGAUGGAAUUAAAAUAUUUAUUAGCAUCAAUUUAUAGAAAAUAUGAUCUUGAAUUAGCAGAUAUGGAUUCACUACUUAAAUAUAAUUCUACUUUAAUUACAACUUGUAAAGAAUUAAUUGUUAAAAUUACACCAAGAGAUGUGAGUUAUAAGUAUUAA
Molecule: messenger RNA, 1617 nt
Organism: Rhizophagus irregularis DAOM 181602=DAOM 197198
Lineage: Eukaryota; Fungi; Glomeromycota; Glomeromycetes; Glomerales; Glomeraceae
Source: RefSeq, a predicted model, not a curated record